CUACACAAGGGAAAAGUCAAUGGAGGCGCUAGGUAUCGACCAAUAAGAAUUAGUUUCCACAUAGGACUGGCCAAUGACAACCCCGAGACACGCAGGUGACGCUGUUUUGGUCGUAAACCCCGAGAGCAACAACAAUCCCGCAGGGGCCGUACAGCUCGGCCAACUUGUCUGGCCAAAAUGAGGGUGAAGCUCGACCUGAGCGAGUUUGUGGAGGACGAGAGGAAGUUCUCGGUGGUGAAGGUGAACGUGGAGGAGUCGCUGACGGUGCGGGACGUCCUCGACAAGAUCUGCUCCCGCUUUAAUGUCGCCCUCGGACACCCAGAUGGAGCAGGACAAAACAAAUUGGCUGUAGGCCUGUUUGAAGAUGAAUUUUACGUCAACCCAGAUGAGACCUCCACAGUUCUUCAAGAAACAGGUGUUCUUAAACUAAGGUCAUUGCCAAAGAAGGGAAGUUCUGCAGCAGAAGGAAAGAAGCGGAAAAAAGGAAAGAAGGGGACAUUUGAAGAAGAGGUUCCACAUAGCGAUGGAGAGAAAAAAACGAGGAGGAACAAGAGAGGAAAAGUUGAUGAUGAAAUACAGCUACAAGAUAGCAUCAAGGAAGAGAAAAAGGAGAAGAGGAGUAGACUGUCAGAGGAACUUAUUCCAAUAGAGAACGAAGAUGACGACAACAGAAAAGUAAGAAAACGUAAGAGAGGUAAAACAUUGGAGGAAACGAGUGAAAUGGAAAUGGAUGUGCUUGAGGUAAAGGAACAAAGGAAACACAAAAGAAGCAAAACAUGUGAAGAGAGAGUUGAUUCAGAGGACGAGGUCCAUGUUAGAGGCAGAGGGAAGAGAGAAAAGGUGGUGGAACUGCAAGCACUUGGGGAAAUAGUAAGGGGUAAAAAGAAGGGCAAGAAGGAUAAAGCCAUUGAAAGCCAAGUUGAGACCGAACAAGAGGUCCAGGAAGUUAUUGUGAAAGAAAAAAAGAAACGGAAAAAAGAAAAACUUGUCGAAUCGGUUAGUGAAGAGGAUGUGAGAAAGGAUACUAAGAAAAAAAAGAGUAGAUCAGAGGAGCAGGUGGUUGUUCUUGAAAAAAAAAUGGAUAGAAAGAAAAUGCACAAGAAUUCAACAGAUGAUGAUUGCGAAAUGUCAAGAGCCCGGGAAACGGAUAAAAAGAAAAAAAAAUGGCAAGAGGAUAAAAGUUCACAAGAGAAGGAAGUCUCCACUAGCACUGUGAUCAAUCUAGAGAGUGAAGAAACAUCAGAUGAUGGCAACUCUUCUGAUCUCAACAGAAAGUAUGAUAAACAAACUAGAUUUAGUACUAAAUCUUCUGAUGAAGAUUAUGUUGCUGACUCGGUGACUGACCCACAUGAUCUUGCAAAUUUUGAUAAUCCUGUAACCAAAAAGAAGCGAAAGAGAAAACAUAACAAAGGACGUCGUGCUCGAAAAGAAGACAGUUAUGAUGCUUAUUCAGUUCAGAACACGAUCUGUGAGGAAACGCCAGUCUUUGCCACGAGUUCAGACUCUAAGCAUAGCUUGCCUUACCCAAAACCUAGAAACAAAAAACCCCUUCUAAACUCUAAUUUUACUCAAAGAAAGCACAUUCAUUUUGCAAGCGAAGAUGAGAAAGAAGUGUCCUCUGCUGUUAAAGAUGACAUAAAGGAGAUUGCUCAUGAAAUUGAAAUUGUGGAAACUACCACAAGGACAUCCAGAAGGAAUGAAACAAGGUCUGGCUUUGCUGGCCAAAGUCCUAACCACAAUAUUAUGGAUGGAAUAAAUAUGUCACCUAUUUUAAACAGAUCAGGUGUUAAUUUUGAAGAAUCAUCCUCAACUAAGUUGAGGAAAGAAGGUUCAUUCUUUCGCAGUUCAUUGUCUAAGAAAGCUCCUGAUGUUGUUGAGGUGGAAGGAGAAAGUGCAAUAUCUUACCCUGGUGAGUGUUCCUCACUUUAUAAUAUAUCUGGGAGAAGUCCACUUAAUAGGGGCAAAAAUAGUAAUUUUGAGCAACUGGCUACUCUCGAUAAGAUACGUAAAAAUAAAACCAUUACAGUAUGCAAGGUGGAUUCAAGAAGGGAUCAGACAAAUACUAAACCAAGGGAACCACCAAUAUCUACUUCAGCUUCUCCUUUCAGGUCACCACCGCCAAUAUUCACAAGUCCCAAACCAAUUAACGAUGAAUGUAAGCAAACCUUCCAUAAUCUUAUGACGAUUAAAAAUAGAACGGUGCCCCUUGUAUUUUCAAAUACAAGAGCAGUACAGCAAGAUUCCAGAACAGGUGCCCAAAGAGAUGAUGAAGUUCACUAUUAUUCUCCAUAUGCUAGUAAUAGGGCUACAUUUAACAAUUCAUUUCCCAAUGGAAACAGAAGUGUAGGUGGCCAAGACUUCUCUUCAAGUAGUCCUCAGAAGAUGUCUUUAGGGAAGAAGGAAAAUAGUGCCAUCAGUCAAAACUAUAGCUAUCAAACGGAAGAAAGUAUGGAACUUGGUAGAAGUUCUCAUCAGUCUCCAUAUAAAAGUCCUAUUUCAGAAUCUCCUCCAGGUACAUCAAAAUGGGUCGCUGUUUCAGAUGAUUCUCUAAAUCAGAGAGUUGGAAUCUCCCAACCAAAGAGGAAAGACAGACAGACAAUGCACUCUCCUAUAGGUGCAACUCUUUUAAAAUUGAGAAAACAGACAGUGGGUGAAGCUGAUGCAGGGGAAUUGCAAGUUAUCAGCAAUGAUGAGGCAGAUAUUGUAAGCCAAGAUGAGAUAAGUGAAGCCACUUAUGGAAAGGAAUUGCAUGCAGAAGAAAUAAGGGAAUCACGUGAACAUUAUAACUUGGCUGCAUUAAACACGAGCACUAAAAAAAAUCUCCUGUCUGGCCAAGUCAAUGGAAAAACCCUUAUGGCCACCCCAACAAAGAUUGAUAAUGAGGUUGUUGAUUUAGAAAGUGAUGAAGAUGAGAUGCCAGCAAGUAAGAGUGUGAGAUCAAGGAUGGAUACUAGUGCUAAAGUGAUGGAACGUGAUGAAGCGAUGUCUGAUCCUGCUGCUGAAAUCGUAGUAAAAAAUAAGAAGACAGGUGGUGUGAAUACAAAAACUGUUGAGAGCAGUAAAGACACUAAUGUGUCUUCUGCAGAAAUUAUAUUAGACAGCAAAAAGCCUGCUGGUUUUAAUGCUGAUGUUGUAGAAAAAGACAAAAAAACGAGCAUUACAACAGAGAUUGUAGUGGACAAUGAGAAGAGAGUUGACAGCAUUGCUGAUGUAAUUGAGAAAAAUGAAAAGUUGACUAGUUUUAGCAAUGAUUAUAUAGAUGAUGAUGAUUAUGAUGAUAUCAUAGAAGAGGAUGAAGAUUUGGGUGAUUUUGAUGCUGAAAUUAUAGAACACCAAGAAGAAAUGGGUGGUUCUGAUGGCAAUAUUCAAGAAAACAGCGAAAAGAAAUCGGAUACACCCGCUUCUGCUGCUCCUGCAGUGCACAAGGUGGAAAUAGAUACGACAGAAAUCAAAGAAGUAAUCACUGAAAAAUUAAAAGAGGACCUGCAGAAAGAAGUUAAGCAAAACCCUGGAAAGGUUAGUGGGCAAGGUGGAGCAGCAAGUGAAGCCUACUUUGAGAAGUUCCCACUUAUGAAAGUUCCCCCAAAAGCUGGGGAAUUUAUUGCAGUGAAAGUGUUGAGCCUGGAUGAAUCCUACUGCCCUGUCUACUCCAACUACCUUCAAGCACGUGUCAUUAAUGUGAAUGGACUUACGGUUACUCUAAAAUAUGUUGAUAAAAUCAAGUCCACAAAAGAAUUAGAGGCACAGGAAAACGUGGAAGAGGUAGAUCUGACCUUCGAGGAAGACGAAGUUGACCUGACUGAAGAUGGCCUGAGUAAAGACGCUGUUGUAGAGGAACUGGACUGGCGGGACAUAUGCGAACCCAGAUUGAUUUUUCCAUAAUACAUGAACAUAAAUCUGUUGUGUUUGUAUAUAAACUUUUUAUUAUUAUUGGUAUUUCAUGAAGUCCAUUGAAUAUUGUGGCUGUUGGUUGUUCAUGAACACUUGCACUAACCGCUCGUGUGUGUUGACAAGCAGUUGGUCUCAUCAUCAUCAUCGUAACAACAACAAUUACAAUUCAAAUCAAUUUUAGUGAAGUAUAUCACUAAAUGAAAAUUAAAUUGUUUCAGAAUAUUUUCUUACAAACUUGAUGGAAUAAUAUGACUGAGAGUACAGUACAGUAUUGGUGAUACAUCUGAUGUGAGUACCAACUGAGUGCUUUGUAAAUGCUAAAAUAUCUUAUAUAUUACAGUAUAUAUUGAAUAUCAAAGAUGAUUUUAAUGUAUUUUUUCUUACCUUUGUUCUAGACUUUGUCAUGAUUUCUGUUUAUAAUAAAAUCUUACUUUACUUCAUUAUGUAAUGAGCCCUUCAUUAUGUAAUGAGCCAGUAUGGAAUCUGUUACUUUUCACUGAAGUGAGUUUUAGCUAUGGCUACAGGCAGUUACUGACAUCAUAGUUCAUGUUUUCUACCAGCAUCAUUAAUCUCAUUACUGUACAGUGCUUCAAGAUGUUUCACUUACACUAUAGUUAUUCCUUAGUCAUCAGUCAUCAUCAUCACCCUUAAUAAUGCUGUCUCGGAAUAUUUUGCAUUUACUUUAUAAUCUUUUAUUUCGUGCAGUUUGCACAAAGUCAUUUACACAUCUUGGCUACGGUGUAUUUUUUAUUUGUAAGUGGCUAGUGAAGGCGUCGGUAUGUGACUGUCAAAGUUACAACCAUUCAGCAUCUGGACGAGUUAAUUUACGCGGUUAGUUUUAGCUCUGUCGGUGUUGAAUCUUAUUACUAGUAGAUAGUGGUUAGAAGAGCCGAGAGCUAGAAAUAUAUUUUUUGUAAGCUAUUGGAUACAGAAUGAAGGGCUCGGGUAAGAGUGUUAUCAAUAAGUUAGUGUUAUGGCAAUAGUGAAAACACGUAUUGGAAAAUUAAUGAAGCCCAAAGUACGUUGAGCAUAAGUGAAGACCCGACCAAGUGUACGAAUGGGAGCAUGACCACAUUGUGAAAGUGUGGCCUCACAUUUCUACUCCUCCAAGGGAGUAGAAAAACUCUCAAAACACUCUCCAGGUAUGUGAACGCAAAUAUUUAUACAGAAAUUCCUUAUAUAGAAUGCCCUUCCUUAAAUCUGGAGCCAUUAUAUUUACUGUAAGAUACCUGAGUGUUAGGUGAUCAUUACUUGUGUAUUUUAUGCUUAAAUACCUAGUGAGUGGACAGAUGUUAAUAAAUUGUUUUUAAUUA
Messenger RNA from Procambarus clarkii (red swamp crayfish), 5204 nucleotides. RefSeq names its product myb-like protein X. The record is from RefSeq and is a predicted model, not a curated record. NCBI's taxonomy places the organism in Eukaryota, Metazoa, Arthropoda, Malacostraca, Decapoda, Cambaridae.